Conger conger (European conger) is the source of this 1671-nucleotide messenger RNA. RefSeq names its product cholinergic receptor, nicotinic, beta 1 (muscle) like (gene chrnb1l). Gene Ontology annotation, cellular component: synapse; neuron projection; postsynaptic membrane. Lineage: Eukaryota; Metazoa; Chordata; Actinopteri; Anguilliformes; Congridae. Gene Ontology annotation, biological process: signal transduction; regulation of membrane potential; monoatomic ion transmembrane transport. Gene Ontology annotation, molecular function: acetylcholine-gated monoatomic cation-selective channel activity; transmembrane signaling receptor activity. The transcript is spliced from 12 exons. The record is from RefSeq and is a predicted model, not a curated record. Bases 1 to 1671 code for a protein of 556 amino acids.
AUGCCUCCCAGCCCGCACGCGGUCCAAUCGGGAGCGGCGGUGUCAGAGAAGCACAGCUCACGCCAGCGGGAACGCCGGCGUCAGUGCGGAGUGGAAGCUGAGGACGGGGUGUUUUCGGAGACCCGGUCUGCCCCACUGCGUGGCGGCACCCCAUUCAAGCGCAGGACUUCAGCCUUCGUUCCGCCCCUGAGGAAGAGGAUGAUGAAGACGGCCGGGCUGCUGUGGACCCUCUGGGCCAGCCUCCUGCUCGCACCCUCAGGUGCUUCAGAGACGGAGAGGCUGCUGCUGGUGAAGCUGUUGCAUGGGUAUGACCUGAAGGUGCGUCCCGCCCGCAACUGGGAAGAGAGAGUGACGGUGCGCGUGGGGAUGACCCUCUCCCAACUGAUGGGCCUGAACGAGAAGAAUGAGGAGAUGACAACCAACGUUUUCAUGAAUCUGGCAUGGACAGACUAUAGGCUUUCCUGGACUCCAGAGGACUUUGAUAAUAUUACAGUUGUGAGACUUCCUCCAAAAAAGGUGUGGCGUCCUGACAUCUACCUCAUCAACAACAACGACGGCCAGUUUGACGUGGCUCUGUACGUGAACGUGCUGGUGUACAGCGACGGCACGGUCAAGUGGCUCCCCCCCGCUAUCUACCGCAGCUCCUGCUCCAUCGAGGUGGCAUACUUCCCCUUCGACUGGCAGAACUGCUCCAUGGUGUUCCGCUCCUACACCUACGACUCCUCGGAAGUGGACCUACAGUACGCGCUGGACGACGAUGGCAACGAACUCCAGGAGAUCAUCAUCGACGAGAACGCCUUCACCGAGAAUGGCGAGUGGCAGAUCUGUCACAAGCCUUCCAGGAAGAACGUCCGUGAGGACCUGUACGAGGACAUCACAUUCUACCUGAUAAUCGAGAGGAAGCCGCUCUUCUACAUCAUUAAUAUCAUAGUGCCCUGCAUCCUCACCAGCGUCCUGGCUAUCUUCGUCUUCUACCUGCCCCCCGGCGCUGGCGAGAAGAUGACCCUGUCCAUCUCCGUCCUCAUCGCCCUCACCGUCUUCAUGCUGCUUCUGGCGGACAGGGUCCCAGAGACCUCCCUGGGGAUCCCCAUCAUCGUCAACUACGUCAUGUUCACCAUGAUCCUGGUCACCUUCUCCGUCAUCCUGAGUGUGGUGGUGCUCAACCUGCACCACCGCACCCCCAGCACCCACCACAUGCCCCUGUGGGUGCGCAAGGUGUUCAUCCACGCGCUCCCGAAGUACCUGGGCAUGCAGAGGCCCAACCCCGAGAAACCGCUGGUGGAGGAGCCCACCGAGGACACGCCCAUGUCCCGCAUGGACAACCGCCGCCCAGGAACAGAGUACUUCAUCCGAAAAAUCAACCCUCAGCUGAUCCUGCCCUGGAGAGGCAGGAGUGACAGCACAGUCCAGCUGCAAAGCUUCUUUGACACAGAGAGCUACUGCCUGAUCCUCCCGCCAGACCUGAAGUCUGCUAUCGCUGCUGUCACUUACAUGGCUGAGCAGCUGAGGAAACAGGACACUGACGACACUAUGACAGAAGACUGGCAGUACAUUGCCAUCGUUGUGGACAGACUUUUCCUGUGGCUCUUUGUGGUCAUCACCACCCUGGGGACCCUGGCGCUGUUUCUGGAUGCCAGCUUCAACUACACCCCUGACCAGCCCUUUGCCUGA